AAACCUCGCUCUAAAGAACAGCCUAACCAAGGAAUAAGCAAGAGGAACCCAGUAAUGCCAGAUGUUCAGUAAAAACCUAGACCUUGAGUUUGACUAUUUGCAGCCGUGCUUCUAUCCAGACCAAGAUGAUUUUUCUUUGUGCAGUCCAGACUCUGCUUCCCCAGGGGAGGACAUCUGGAAAAAGUUUGAACUGCUGCCUACCCCUCCUCUGUCUCCCAGCGGGGCAGGACUUCAGGUGAACCCCGCAGGAGGGGACCCAGUGCCAUGGGCAGGGGUGGCUUUCGGGGGAUUCCGAACCCAUGAUCCUCUGGACCGGCCAGCUAAACUGCUGCUGCCGGCUGAGGCCGACCUUUGGGGGAGCACAGAUGAAGGAGACUUAUUCAAGACAGGUUUGGGGGAAUGCAACAACCUCAGCUCCGUCGUGAUCCAGGAUUGUAUGUGGAGUGGCUUUUCUGCCCACCAGACGCUGCAGAGGGCAGUGAAUGAGAAACUGCAGGGCCAGUUGGGAGCAGCCCUGGCACCAUUGACAGCUGGCACAUCCACCACCAUCGCCAGCCCUGGGGCCACCAACAGCAACAGCCAAGCAGAGCUCCCCUGCUCUAUGUUGGAGUAUAUGGAUCCUGCAGAGGUGUUCCCCUUCCCCAUGAACAAGAGGGAGCCAGUGGCAGCAGCCCCAGCACCACGGGGAAGGGAUGGCAUCCAGGUGCACUUUAGUGGGAGCAGUGGGAUCGAAGAGGGGGCAGCCGCUGCCACCCAGCGCAGCAGCUGCCACACAAGUGCCACCAGCAGCUCAGGAGGUGAUACUCUCAGGGACUCGGAUGAGGAAGAGGAUGAAGUGGAAGACAUUGAGGUUCUGGCAGAGGAGAAAAGACACACUUCCUCCAAGAAGACUGUUAUGACUAUUAUUCUAAAGCAUUGCACCCCGAUUCACCAGCAUUAUUACUACGCCGCCACUUCCCCAUACAUUGAAAGUGAAUAUGCCCUGCUGCAGGAAAAGCUAAAAAAUGAGGUGCCCCAUGUCACAGAACCCAUGAUCCAAUCAGAGUCUAAGAGUUCAAGUCCUCAAAAUGUAGAGUCAGAGGAUAGCAAACGUCUACGCCUCAAUUGUCUGGAACGUCAGCGGAAUAAGGAUCUGCGCUCUAGUUUCCUCACAUUAAGGGACCAUGUACCUGAACUGGUUAAAAAUGAGAAAGUUGCAAAAAUACUCAUCUUGAAUAAAGCCACUGAUUAUAUCCAUUCCCUUCAGACAGAGGAACACAAGUUAUUGCUAGAAAAGGAAAAAUUGCAAGCCAGACAACAGCAGUUGCUAAUGGAAAUAGAACACAUGGAGACGUGUUAACUUUUUUUUUACCUGACCUGGACAGUCACUGCCACUUUGCACAUUUUUGAUUCUUUAAAAAAAAUUGUGUUUUCUGAUGUUAAUGUUGUUUUCCUUUCGAUCCAAUCCUUGAACUAGCUGACAAACUGUAUUAUCCGGGUAGAGAGUACAUGGAUGUUUUUGCAAGGAGUUCAACAGACUGCCAAACAACGAUGCACUGCCCUCGUAUUGCUUAAGAACUAUAGAUGUUCUUUAAAAGUUGUGAGCAUUUGGAGCUACUGAUGGCACCUAGUUGACUUUAAAAACAUUGAUUCCUAAUUUUGAAUGGUGCUUAUGUUCUACCAGAUGUAACUUCAAGGGUUACCAUUUGUACUUCUGUGGGCAUUUUCUGUAAACGCGAUGUACACACUUGCCUUUUGUACAUGUCUUGGAUUAUGAGAGGUGGAGAAGUUCAUACCUAAGUUCGGUAAUACCUCAAUGUUUGAGGAGCAUGUUUUUGUAUACAAAUAUAUUGUUAAUCUCUGUUAUACAGGCAGGGUAAGAAUUAGUACAGUACGUACUUUAGUAUGAUGCUGAGACAACUACAUUUGAUACUUAUAUUUUCAUGUGAAAAUGAGUUCUGAAAG
Mauremys mutica (yellowpond turtle) is the source of this 1944-nucleotide messenger RNA. Its product is annotated as N-myc proto-oncogene protein-like. Bases 62 to 1339 code for a protein of 425 amino acids. The transcript has 2 exons. Gene Ontology annotation, molecular function: DNA-binding transcription factor activity, RNA polymerase II-specific; RNA polymerase II cis-regulatory region sequence-specific DNA binding; protein dimerization activity. The record is from RefSeq and is a predicted model, not a curated record. Lineage: Eukaryota; Metazoa; Chordata; Testudines; Geoemydidae. Gene Ontology annotation, biological process: regulation of transcription by RNA polymerase II.